UUUUUUUUUUCUUUGCAAGAAUUUACCCAUUUCCUUACCAACAAAGUCCGACUAUGAUGGAAGAAGUUCCUCCUACCUUAAACAAAGAAGAAGUUAUUCCUACUACUCUACCAGUUUACCCUGUUGAAAAUGGAAGUUGUGCAUCAACAAUCAGUCAACUUAAAAAAAGCUCUCUCCAGGCUAGAAUCCCUAUAGAGAGGUUCUCUUUGGAACAUGGCAGAAUUGAAAAUCCCAAACCUCUUCCCCUCGACCUUCUCUCUCGGACGCGGGCUCUCCUCAAGCCCACGGGCAGAACAGGACCCCGAGAGGCGAGAGGUGCAGUGAUGUCACAUCAUUUUCACGCCAUCAUCCACAGCCCAUUUCUUCCCGUGGCCUUCGCCCCCGGGGCCGAUGCUCCCUCGCUCGGAGUUAGUGUAGCGUCACCCUCGAGAAGAGCUGUGCGGCUGCCGAGGGCGAGGGCGUCCGUGGAGAAGCGAGAGCAAACGAUGGAGGAGCAAGGCGGCGCGGCGGCGCUCGGCUGGGCGGCGAGGGACGCCACCGGUGUCCUCUCACCCUACAACUUCUCCAGAAGGGUUCCGAGGGACGACGAUGUCACGAUCAAGGUGCUCUACUGCGGGAUCUGCCACACUGACCUGCACGUCAUCAAGAACUACUGGGGCAGCGCCAUGUACCCCGUCGUCCCCGGGCACGAGAUCGUCGGCGUGGUGACCGGCGUCGGCGGCGGCGUCACGAGGUUCAAGCCCGGCGACACGGUGGGCGUGGGCUACUUCGUCGGGUCAUGCCGCUCCUGCGACAGCUGCGGGAAGGGGAACGAGAACUACUGCGCCGGGGUCGUGCUCACCUCCAACGGCGUCGACCGCGCGCACGGCGGCGCCGCCACCAAGGGGGGCUUCUCCGACGUCAUCGUCGUGAGCGAGCACUACGUGCUCCGCGUCCCGGACGGCCUGCCGCUGGACCGCACCGCGCCGCUGCUCUGCGCCGGCGUGACCGUGUACAGCCCCAUGGUGCGGCACGGCCUGAACGCUCCCGGCAAGCACCUCGGCGUCGUGGGGCUCGGUGGGCUCGGCCACGUCGCCGUCAAGUUCGGCAAGGCGUUCGGGAUGAAGGUCACCGUCAUCAGCACGUCCCCGAGCAAGCGCCAGGAGGCCGUCGAGCACCUCGGCGCCGACGAGUUCUUGGUCAGCCGCGACGCCGAGCAGAUGAAGGCGGCGACGGGCACCAUGGACGGCAUCAUCGACACGGUGUCGGCGUGGCACCCGAUCGCACCGCUGCUGGCGCUGCUGAAGCCGCUGGGGCAGAUGGUGGUCGUGGGCGUGCCGAACAAGCCGCUGGAGCUGCCGGUGUACGCCAUCGUGCCCGGCGGGAAGGGCGUCGCCGGGAACAGCGUCGGCAGCGUCGGGGACUGCCAGGCCAUGCUCGAGUUCGCGGGGAAGCACGGCAUCGGCGCGGAGGUGGAGGUGAUCAAGAUGGACUACGUCAACACGGCGAUGGAGCGGCUCGAGAAGAACGACGUCCGCUACCGGUUCGUCAUCGAUGUCGCCGGCAGCCUUGGCUCCGCCACCUAGGCAUAGCUCCAUCAGAGCCCAGAUAAAUUCAGGUUCUUAUUGUGGGUUUGUGGCUCUGAUAGUUUGGCGUGCAAAUAAGAGAGACAUGGUGUUCCACUCUUUGCUUGAGUACAUGUAAACUGAACAAUAUAAGUUACUCUGAUUUGUUGUUUUUCUGAACAUAAUACUAAUGUAGAUACUUUGUUAAUCUUUAUCUAGCUA
Molecule: messenger RNA, 1766 nt
Organism: Panicum virgatum (switchgrass)
Lineage: Eukaryota; Viridiplantae; Streptophyta; Magnoliopsida; Poales; Poaceae
Product: probable cinnamyl alcohol dehydrogenase 8A
Exons: 4
Coding region: 54-1565 (503 amino acids)
Biological process (GO): lignin biosynthetic process
Molecular function (GO): cinnamyl-alcohol dehydrogenase activity; zinc ion binding
Source: RefSeq, a predicted model, not a curated record